This is a messenger RNA of Catharus ustulatus (Swainson's thrush), 3210 nucleotides long. RefSeq names its product ESF1 nucleolar pre-rRNA processing protein homolog (gene ESF1). Bases 106 to 2613 code for a protein of 835 amino acids. Gene Ontology annotation, biological process: rRNA processing. Lineage: Eukaryota; Metazoa; Chordata; Aves; Passeriformes; Turdidae. Gene Ontology annotation, molecular function: RNA binding. Gene Ontology annotation, cellular component: nucleus. The record is from RefSeq and is a predicted model, not a curated record. The transcript has 14 exons.
UCCUCCCGGCGGCCGCCUCCGUCAGUAGGGUCGGGGCGGAGCGGGUGCGGCGGCUGCGGCGGCUGUAGCUGUCUUGGCGCACCUGGUGGUGCUGGUGGGCUGUAGAUGGCCAAGUCUUCAAUGGCAUCAAAAAUAUCAUCCCAGGAAGAAAUCCUGAGCGAUGGCAGGUUCAGCUGUGUGGCAAGGGAUCCCAGGUUUUGGGAGAUGCCUGAAAAGGAACGGAAAGUCAAGAUUGACAAGCGAUUCCGAGCGAUGUUCCAUGACAAGAAGUUCAAGCUGAGAUACACAGUGGAUAAAAGAGGUCGCCCUGUUAACUACACCUCUACAGAGAACCUCAGGAAGUUUUAUGCCUUGUCAGAGUCUGACUCUGAUCUUUCAGAAAGUGAGAGUAAUGAACUCACGGUAAAGAAAAAAAAGAAGAAAGCUAAAGGUAAAGGAGAAGCAGAUACUGCUGGUGGCCUCUCAAAGGAGGACAGCAAAAAAACCCAACAGGGAGUGGACCAAACAUGUGAAGCUGAGACUAGACUAAAUGACCUUAAAAAAGUACAAAAAAGUAAAUCUAAGUUGAAAGAGGACUCACAGAAACCUGUAGUGGAAGUUGAUCGCUCUCAGGGGAACAAGGACCUUUUACCCAAAAGGGAAAACAAGCAAGGAGAUGCAUCAAGGGGAAGAUCCAUUUCAACUCAAGACAAGGAAAAGUCUUCACAAGCAAGUGCUACUAAGUCAGUCAAACCUCCCAGGAGGGACCACCCCCUAGGAGCGAAAAUAAAAGAAUCAGACAGCUGUGACCAAAGUGCAAAAUGUAAAAACCAGUUAGAGGAAGAAGGCUCUGCAAGUGAGGAUGCAGAAUCGGAAGAAGAGGAAUCAGAAGAUGGUGGAGAAACAGGUGAGGAAGAGGAACCAGAAGAUGAUGGGGAAAUAGGUGAAGAUGACAGUGAUUCAGAAGAUGAUGAAGAAAGUGACAGUGGGCCUGAUCUAGCCAGAGGCAUAGGGAACAUUGAAACAAGCUCAGAGGAUGAUGAGGAUUUGAAUGAGCUGUUUCCAAAGGAGCCAGAGAUCGAGCACUCGUGGCGCGAACUGGAUAAAGAUGCCCCUCGUGGAGAUGAGAUUACAAGUAGAUUGGCAGUUUGUAAUAUGGAUUGGGAUAGGUUGAAGGCUAAGGAUUUGCUGGCUCUAUUUACUUCUUUCACACCCAAAGGAGGAACAGUGUUUUCUGUUAAGAUUUAUCCUUCAGAGUUUGGAAAAGAGAGAUUGAAAGAGGAAGAGCAAAAAGGACCUGUGGAACUGUUCGAACUUCCAGAGAAUACUACAGAGGAUGAUGGGAUUUAUAGGGAAAAGCUGCGGGAAUACCAGUUUAAGCGACUGAAAUACUUCUAUGCAGUUGUAGAAUGUGAUUCUCCUGAAACAGCCAAUAAAAUUUAUGAGGAAUGUGAUGGACUGGAAUUUGAAAGUAGCUGUUCUUUCAUAGACCUGAGAUUUAUUCCAGAUAAUGUUACAUUUGAUGAUAAGCCAAAAGAUGUAGCCUCAGAAGUGAACAUAGCUGUUUAUAAGCCAAAGUACUUCACAUCUGCUGCUAUGGGAACAUCAAAGGUAGAUAUCACAUGGGAUGAGACAGAUCAUGAGCGGAUAACAUCACUCAGCAGAACUUUUAACAAAGAGGAGCUUCUUGACAUGGAUUUUCAAGCUUAUUUGGCUUCAUCAAGUGAAGAAGAGGAGGAAGAGCAGCAAGAUGGUGAUGCAGCUAAUGAAAUGGAAGAUGACAAACCGAGGAAAAGCCAAAAAGAUGAUGAAGAGCAAAUUGCUAAGUACAGAGAACUUUUGCAAAGUAUCCAGGAAAAAGAGAAAAAACAGGAAGAAAAGGAUAUAGGAAUGGAGAUUAAAUGGGUUCCAGGCCUCAAAGAAACUGCUGAAGAAAUGGUCAAAAACAGGUUGGAAGGAAAGGAUAACCUGACUCCAUGGGAAAAAUAUCUAGAGAAGAAGAAAGAAAAAAGAAUUCUGAAGAAAAAGAGAAAGGCUGCUGCUGAGAGAGAAGAGAGUGAAGAUGAACUUCCACCUGAUGUUGAUCUCAAUGACCCCUAUUUUGCUGAAGAAUUUGAGAAAACAGGUUUAAAGAAGAAACCAGAAUCAGUAGAAAGUACCUCAGAAGGUGAAGUUGAAAAACAGAAGGCUGAAAUGGCCCUACUGAUGAUGGAUGAUGAGGAUGACACCAGAAAACAUUUCAAUUACAAAAAGAUUGUAGAACAACACAAUUUGAGCAAGAAGAAGAAGAAACUUCUUAUGAAAAAGAAAGAGUUAAUAGAAGAUGACUUCCAGGUAAAUGUUGCUGAUACAAGAUUCCAAGCCAUGUUUACUUCUCCCUUGUUUAAUUUGGAUCCUUCAGAUCCAAAUUUCAAGAAGACAAAAGCAGUAGAAAAGAUCCUGGAAGAGAAAGCUCGCCGAAGAGAAGAAAAGGAGCGAGAUCUUAGGGAGGCAAACAAGGGCCUGGAGAACAAGGUGGCAAAGAAAGGAGAGGUUGCCAAGAAAGCCAUAGAUCCUGCCCUAUCAGUGCUAAUAAAAUCUGUCAAAAAUAAAACUGAAGAGUUUCAGGCAAGGAAAAAACAGAAGUUCAAAUAACUGAAUUUUGGUUUUACUCAGACUUUACUUUAGUCCCAGCUCUUUUAACUGGAGACAUCUUUUAAAGCUACUGCAGCCUGCUCUAACUGUCCACCUAAAAUGUCCUGAAAAGUCAUUGAACUUAUGUUGGUGAAUUUGAAAGUGUUUAGAGUAAUAAUCACUCUUUUCUUCUGCAACAACAAAUACAGUUUUGCACAUAUGCAAGGAAAUUAUGGUUUUGGGGUGGUUUGUUUUGUAUCAUGUCAUCUCUUAAAAAUAAUAGGAGUGCUGAAGAUGGCUACAAAUACCAUAAUUAUGUGUUUAUUUAUAAAUAUUAAAACAGUUCUGCAGAGGUUUAUUGCUGAGAUGAAGUGGUUUUAAAGUUUUUAAUUCCACGUAAGUCUGUAAACAUACCUGUCUUGAUAAAGAAGAUAAUAACAAAUGGGAGAAAUUUUGUAUACAAGUUUUUUGUAGAUUUUUAAAAGAUUGCAUAAAUCCUUUAUUAAUUUUUCCUUUAAAUACUUGAAGGUAAAAGAACUAAUUAAUGGAAAUCUUACCAUUUAGAAGUGUUUCAUUAACAUACUUUGGAAAUAAAUAGUUUAAAUUGGCCCAAAAGAA